AUCCAAAAUUAAAGAAUCUGAGCAAAAGUUCAACUUGAAUUGAAUUUUCUACCGCGGGAUUUAGCGCAUAUAUUUUACAUUACAUCUACACUAUGUCAUAUCUGAUCUAUCGAUAAGCGAUAACUCAUCCUAAACUUGCACAGCUCUGGUCACACUUAUCCAACACAAGCCAAGCCAAGUCAAGCUAAGGAAAGUUUUUUGUUUCGUUUUGCAAGUUGCAGUUUUGUCGCGUUUUAAUUUGAUUUUACAAUCGCACAACUAUGUCCAUUCAGAACUUCUGCAGUCACGAUCCCUUUGCGGAUAUUUGCAAUGAUAUGCAUGAGCGGCUGGUGCACAUCAGAAUCCAGCAAAGAAAUGGCCGCAAAAUGCUAACCACCGUCCAGGGCCUGUCCACGGACUACAACUUGAAGGAAAUUGUGCGCGCUUGCAAGCGGAAAUUCGCGUGCAAUGGCACGGUAAUCGAGCAUCCGCAAUAUGGUGAAAUCAUACAGCUGCAGGGCGAUCAACGUGAGAAAAUGUGCCAGUGGCUGGCCCAGGUGGGAUUGACCAGAACCGAGCUGCUGAAGGUGCACGGCUUUUAGGCGUCGUCCGUGUCCGCCCUUUUGACGAGUUCCAAUUAGUUAUAAGAAGCCAUAAACUUAAACACAGAAGAUACACAAAUACAUAUGUUUGACUUUUGUCCGCCGCAGACAUGAGUUGGCAAAUUGUGUGGACAGACGACGCCAAUAUGCAACAAAAUUUAAAUCAACUGUAACUCUAGCUGCUUCCUGGCUUAAUUAAUGAGAGUGACUUGUGGUAUAUGGCCAAGGAUUCCAACAAAUCAUUCUGCACCAUACACACACACACACAGAACACACACACACAGAGAUUGUUUGCCAACACUUAGCCAGUGGAUUUUCUGUAUUUAUUACAUUAUAAUACAUACAAAUGACAGACUGUCGCCGACACAAUGAUUUGGCGAAGCAAAACAGAACAGAAACUGCUCUGAAACAAAGGAAAAUCACGCAACCCAACUGUCAUGUCGUAGCAAUAAUUGAAAAGUCGCCACUGCCGAUGGCCCGGCCAUGACAAUCAUCAAUCAUUUAGGUGUGUUACUUCCUGCUCCUGCUCCUGCUGCUGCUCCAUUUGCUGGCCCUGCUGUUGCGUGAUGUUUGGCUGCCAUCCAUCCCCCUGGGUGGGGCCGGAACUCACACAAUAUGCAUACAGACAUUUGCUACAUAGACUUCUAAGCAAAACAGGACACACA
Messenger RNA from Drosophila obscura, 1246 nucleotides. Its product is annotated as eukaryotic translation initiation factor 1-like. Gene Ontology annotation, cellular component: eukaryotic 43S preinitiation complex. The record is from RefSeq and is a predicted model, not a curated record. The transcript has 2 exons. Gene Ontology annotation, molecular function: translation initiation factor activity; ribosomal small subunit binding; RNA binding. The coding region runs from base 261 to 581 and encodes 106 amino acids. Lineage: Eukaryota; Metazoa; Arthropoda; Insecta; Diptera; Drosophilidae. Gene Ontology annotation, biological process: translational initiation.